AUGGCAAAACGAAAGAGAGACGAUGCUGGUUACAGACAGGAGGCGACCAGGAAAGCUCUCAAAGCAGAUGUCAAUGAAAAUGGCAAUGACAACUCCCAGAAGCAUAACCGUGCGUCAGAGCAACAGAUACGGACACCAAACGCGGUCACUAUCCAGAUUAUCACUGGAUCAUACGAACGGAUCUUGCACGGGAUAACUGCUACCGUUUUCGAACUAUCUACUGACGACGAGCCAUCUCAGUCAGUUCAGUUCGUCGACAACUUCCUGUUCCAAGCUCAUGCCUCUGCCAUCAAAUGUCUAGCCUUGGGCCCCCUACCAGAGCAAAACCACCAGCAAUCGGACGCACCGCAGAAAGUCAUGCUGGCAAGCGGUGGCACCGAUGAACGCGUCAAUCUAUACACUUUAUCGGCAUCCUCGCCUCCAGCGUCGGACAGCACCAAGUUCCCCACAAUCCCGACGUUGGCAGGAAACAAAAUCCUCGAAAACCCCAAGAAUCGGGAGUUAGGCUCCCUACUCCACCAUUCCUCUGCCAUCACAGCUCUAUAUUUCCCUUCGCGCUCGAAGUUGCUUUCAGCCGCUGAGGAUAAUACAAUAGCAGUCACCAGAACUAGGGACUGGUCGGUGGUUUCGACGAUAAAAGUGCCCCGGCCAAAGGUCCAAGGAAGGCCUAGCGGGGACACUGCGCCUCCCGGUGGUGCCCCUGCGGGCGUGAAUGAUUUCGCGGUGCAUCCUAGCAUGAAACUCAUGCUCACAGUGGGGAAAGGGGAAAAGUGCAUGCGUCUGUGGAAUUUAGUUACAGGGAGGAAGGCUGGGGUGUUGAAUUUUGAUAGGAGGAUUCUCGAAUCGGUUUUAGAGGGCAAAUAUAGCAUAUCCCUGGGCGAUUUACUGAUAUCAAAUGGACAGGAUUCUGUCCCCACACAGGUAUUACUCCCAUCACCGCGAACAAAGCUUCACCAGUUGAAAUACAUCGAUGUGGACAUGGUUGGCGGGAAUAAACGUGAAUUACUAGCCGUAUCAACCGAGGAUGGACGGAUUUUGUUUUAUUCUACUAAAUCCAAACCACAAUCCCAGAGCACAGCGGGGUCUAAUAAAGACGAUACCAAAUCCCCUAUCCCAGAAGCGCAACUAAUAGCACAAUUAGGUGGGAAAAACCACGGCCAAUCAAGCCGCAUCAAAGAUUUUGAAGUCCUGCCGGUGAAAGCUCAGGGAUGGAAUAACAAUAAAACAUUCCUAAUAGUCACCGCUGGCAGCGACGGUGCUGUGAAAUUGUGGAUGCUGAAUGAGGCAGAGUUCCCAGCAGCCGUUGGAGAUCGAUUUCCUGGACAGAAAAAGGGCAGGUCGGAUUCAAAGGAGCUGAAAAAUGGAAUCCCAUCUGCCAGUGCCAGUGCCAGUGCCAGUGCCAGUACUGCCGUGGCUCAAGUUGGAAGACUUCUAGGCACAUAUGAAUCUAGCAACCGGAUCACAUGCAUGAAGGCAUUUGUUAUGCUGGCGCCUCCUACGGGUGAGUUGGAUGGCAGUGACUUUUCUGGUAGUAAUGAUGAUGAGGAUGAGGAUGAGGAUAGUAGUGGCUCAGACGAUGAGGAUUAA
Messenger RNA from Histoplasma mississippiense, 1587 nucleotides. RefSeq lists its product as hypothetical. Bases 1 to 1587 code for a protein of 528 amino acids. Gene Ontology annotation, molecular function: protein binding. The record is from RefSeq and is a predicted model, not a curated record. The transcript is spliced from 2 exons. NCBI's taxonomy places the organism in Eukaryota, Fungi, Ascomycota, Eurotiomycetes, Onygenales, Ajellomycetaceae.